Messenger RNA from Triticum aestivum (bread wheat), 1592 nucleotides. Its product is annotated as F-box/kelch-repeat protein At2g44130. Gene Ontology annotation, molecular function: protein binding. Bases 55 to 1161 code for a protein of 368 amino acids. The transcript has a single exon. Gene Ontology annotation, cellular component: cytosol. Lineage: Eukaryota; Viridiplantae; Streptophyta; Magnoliopsida; Poales; Poaceae. The record is from RefSeq and is a predicted model, not a curated record. Gene Ontology annotation, biological process: negative regulation of cytokinin-activated signaling pathway; regulation of phenylpropanoid metabolic process.
UGGACGGAGAGAGGCAUCCAGAAGCAGAAGCAAAGCUCACACAAAGUCACAAGAAUGAUGAACCCAAAGAGCCGUGUCCAAGAGUGGGUGGCCGACCACAUCGAGCUCAUCCCGGGGAUGCCCGACGACGUCGCCGUCGACUGCCUGGCGCGCGUCCCGCACGGGUCCUACCGCUCGAUGCGCCGCGUGUGCCGCGGCUGGCGGAGCGCCGCCGCCGCCCCGGAGUUCGCCCUGGCGCGCGCCGAGGCCGGUGCCAACGAGGAUCUGGUCUUUCUCAUGCAGUUUGGCAACCCGGUGGCCGGGGACGACGGGGCGCCCGAGAACACCCCGGCGUACGGCGUGGCCGUGUACAACGUCACCACCGGGGAGUGGCACCGCGAGAGCUCGGCGCCGCCGGUGCCGAUGUUCGCCCAGUGCGCGGCCGUGGGCACCCGCGUCGCCGUGAUGGGCGGCUGGGACCCCAAGACCUUCGAGCCCGUGGCGGACGUCAACGUGCUGGACGCCGCCACCGGCGUCUGGCGCCGCGGCGCGCCGAUGCGGUCCGCGCGGUCCUUCUUCGCCUGCGCCGAGGCCGGGGGCAAGAUCUAUGUCGCCGGCGGCCAUGACAAGCUCAAGAACGCGCUAAAGACGGCCGAGGCGUACGACGCGGAGGCCGACGGCUGGGACCCGCUCCCGGACAUGUCGGAGGAGCGCGACGAGUGCGACGGCAUGGCCACCGUCGCCGGCGACCGGUUCCUGGCCGUGAGCGGGUACCGCACGGGGCGUCAGGGAGGAUUCGAGCGGGACGCCGAGUGGUUCGACCCGGCGACACGCGAGUGGCGCCGCUUGGAGCGCGUGCGCGCACCGCCUUCGGCGGCUCACGUGGUGGUGCGCGGGCGGGUGUGGUGCAUCGAGGGCACGGCCGUGAUGGAGUGGCGCGGGGAGCGCCGUGGCUGGCUCGAGGUGGGCCCUUACCCGCCUGGUCUGAAGGCCGGCACGGCGCGCGCGGUCGCCGUCGGCGGCGGCGAGCGCGUGGUGGUGACCGGCGCCAUCGAGUCCGAGGGAGGCGGCGGCGGGCACGCGCUGUGGGUGUUCGACGUCAAGUCCAAGAACUGGACCGUGGUGCGCCCUCCGCCGCAGUUCGCCGGCUUCGUCUUCUCCCUGGCCUCCGUCCGCGUGUGAUGAGAACCCUCCCCGGCGCCGCUCCCGACCAAGAAGACUACUACUACUACUAGCGAGUAUGUAUGCAUGUUCUUGAGUUGCAGUGCUUCUGCCAUUGAUGGAACUGAGAUCCGCGAUCUCAUCGCCUGAGAUCUGCGCAUCCCGGAUGAAUCAUCGCCAGGAAAAAAGAAGAAAAAAAACAGGAGGCAUCAAUCAUCGCCAAGAAGAAAACAACAAAAAUAACUAGAGGAUUGUAGCUUGUCCUGUCAGAUCUGUGCGCUCUAGUCACCAUGGUUGUGAACUCUCCUCCCUCCCCUCUUCUGCUGUUGAGACAGCCUGCCAUUUCUGUUGUUGAGACAGCGUGGUGUUUUGGUUCUACAGUAUGAUAUUAGCAAUGAGUCGCUGUACAUAUUAUUGUGAGUUGGAAGAUCAUAUCAUGUGGUUUCUCCAUA